Molecule: messenger RNA, 1526 nt
Organism: Ceratitis capitata (Mediterranean fruit fly)
Lineage: Eukaryota; Metazoa; Arthropoda; Insecta; Diptera; Tephritidae
Product: lysosomal aspartic protease-like
Exons: 1
Coding region: 31-1275 (414 amino acids)
Biological process (GO): proteolysis; cell death
Cellular component (GO): lysosome
Molecular function (GO): aspartic-type endopeptidase activity
Source: RefSeq, a predicted model, not a curated record
ACCGCGUACUGCGAAAAACGGUCAGUCAAAAUGUUGAAGUUGAUAGUGACGGUCUUGUGUUUGGCACUGGUUGCCGAUGCCGCAAUCGUGCGCGUACCGUUAAAAAAGCCCAAUAAACGACGUGCUAUUAAGAAUAUCAGCACACACCUGGCCGUGUUGCGUAGUAAAUACAAUUCCAGUUUCGCCGUUACCAACGAGCAAUUGACCAACUAUCUGGACGAUCAAUAUUAUGGACCGAUUACAAUUGGCACGCCACCACAAAACUUCCAAGUACUCUUCGAUACCGGCUCCUCGAAUUUGUGGGUACCCGGUGCACCGUGUGCUGCCAACGAUACAGCUUGCCAAACGCAUAAUACCUACAACUCAAGCGCUUCCUCCACAUAUCAAGUGAAUAAUCAGAGUUUUGCUAUACAAUAUGGCACUGGCAAUUUAACGGGUUACUUAGCCAUGGAUACGGUGAACGUUAGUGGUUUGAUCAUUACGAAUCAGACUUUUGCUAUUGCUACCUCAGAGCCUGGCGAUACUUUUGUUGAUUCCGCAUUUGAUGGUAUACUCGGUAUGGCUUUCCAACAGAUCGCUGUGGAUAAUGUAGUGCCACCAUUUUACAAUAUGUACACACAAGGUUUGAUUGAUUCGCCCGUCUUCGCUUUCUAUCUGACAAGUGAAGGCACCACAGUACUUGGUGGUGAGCUCACCAUCGGUGGCAUUGAUGCCACGCAUUAUACGGGCGCAAUUACUUAUGUACCUGUCGUUCCGCAAGGUUAUUGGCAAUUCUUUAUCAAUUCGAUUGUUAUCGGCAAUAAUUCUGUUUGCAACAGUUGUUCGGCCAUUGCGGAUUCGGGCACCAGUUUGUUGGGCGUACCGACCAACACCUAUAUUUUUGUGCAGAAUUAUGUAGGGGCACUGCUCAAUGAAUAUGGGGAAUAUGUUUUCGAUUGCCUCUCAACGCAGAAUUUACCUGUGGUCUCGUUCAAUAUUGGUGGCACCGUGUUUACGCUAGAUAGCAGAAAUUAUGUUGUCGAAGCAAUUAAUGAAGCUGAUGAAGUGGUGUGCAUGUCUGCUUUCGAAGAUGCCGGUACUAAUUUUUGGAUUUUGGGCGAUGUUUUCAUGAGCAAAUACUACACCGUUUUUGAUAUGGGCAACACUCAAGUUGGUUUUGCGACGGCCGCAAACAACUCAACCAUAAAUAAUGGUGUUGGUGGUGCACUAAAUGUAAAUCCCUCAGUUCUAGGUACAUUGGCGCCCAUUGUUGUUGCCAUUUUAUUCAGUAUGUAAUAAAUUGGUAGUCAAGGAGAGAGAAUGAAAAUUAGUUCUACUGCCAAUUUAUGUAUAAAAAUGGAAAAGCAAAAAGAUCAAAAAAUAAAAAUUUAUAUUAAGAGCUUAGUUGUUUGCAUAAUUUAACGUACUCGUAUGUAGUAGUUAACAGAUACAUAUGUACAUACAUAUAGUCAUUGAAAAACUUUGUCAUUUUAGUAGUUCUGUUAUCGAUUUAAUUAUAAUUGCUACUUAAUACUGAUAAAAAAUAA